Paecilomyces variotii is the source of this 2287-nucleotide messenger RNA. Its product is annotated as putative glutamate-cysteine ligase Gcs1. Gene Ontology annotation, biological process: glutathione biosynthetic process. Gene Ontology annotation, molecular function: glutamate-cysteine ligase activity. The coding region runs from base 128 to 2170 and encodes 680 amino acids. The transcript is spliced from 6 exons. Gene Ontology annotation, cellular component: glutamate-cysteine ligase complex. The record is from RefSeq and is a predicted model, not a curated record. Lineage: Eukaryota; Fungi; Ascomycota; Eurotiomycetes; Eurotiales; Thermoascaceae.
CCGGAAAAUAAAAAAAAGGGUAUCUAACAUAGAGCAUUCGCUCUGUCAGUCGGGGACGAAAAGAGUCUGAUUCAGAGACUGCUCACUCUUUGCGCGUGAGGUGCCUCGGACGCAAUGGGUCUGCUGUAUGAGAAUUCACCCCGCAUCUAGCACAGUGCUGACAGUUGAUCAUUUCAGAGCCCUCGGAACUGCGCUGGACUGGCCAGAGGCUAAGCAAAAAGCGGAUCAAGUGCGGAGAUGGGGAAUUGAGCAACUUCUGGCAACAUGGAAUAGAGCAAAGGGGAAGGAACGGGAUGCACUCCUGUGGGGAGAUGAGGUCGAAUACCUCGUCGUAGCGGUCGAUGAUAAGGCUCAGAAAGUCCGGCUUUCCCUGGCCCAAGCGGAGAUUUUGAAAUCAUUGGCCGAAGAUGAGGCGGAAUGGAAGGCAGGUGGCAGCGUACCAGGAUUGAAGAUAUCACACGAUAGCGAUGCGCUACCUCAUUUUCACCCCGAGUUCGGACGAUUCAUGCUGGAGGCUACGCCGGGAAGACCGUGGGGCAUCGAUUUCAAGGACUUGCUGAAAGUGGAAUCUAAUAUGCGCUGGAGACGAGAUAUCGCCAAAGCACACAUGGAUCCGAGUGAAUUCCCGAUUACUCUCACUACUUUCCCGAGACUUGGUACGAAGGAUGAUUACAUCGUGCCAUAUUAUCCCCCGUCAGGACCAGCUCUGCGUUCUCAGUUCGUGCCUGAUGAGAUCGCCAAUCCGCACAUUCGUUUUCCAACACUAGCAGCAAAUAUCAGGUCACGACGAGGGCGCAAAGUGGAAAUCAAUGUUCCGGUCUUCAGAGAUGAGAAUACACCGUGGCCUUUUCACGACCCAACUGUCGAUUAUGAUCUCCAUAAGUGGCCAGAAGACGAUGAUGUGCGCAACGGCGCGGCCAAAGAAAAUCAUGUCUAUAUGGACGCUAUGGCAUUCGGAAUGGGAAGCUGCUGUCUACAGAUCACUUUCCAAGCAAAGAAUAUCACAGAAGGCAGAAAGUUGUACGAUCAACUGAGCCCGCUGGGGCCCAUCAUGCUGGCAUUGACAGCAGCAACGCCUAUCUAUAAGGGAUUCCUUGUGGACACGGAUGUUCGAUGGAAUCAGAUCGGCGCAUCCGUCGAUUGCAGAACGCGAGAGGAGCUUGGAGAACUCCCCCUGAAGAACGACAGGUGGCGGAUACCCAAGUCGCGAUAUGCCUCGAACUCUACGUAUAUCUCCCAAGACCCAAGGCUCCGAAAAGAAUAUCUUGACCCGGAUCUCGUCGUGGAUGAAGAUCUCAAGAAGCGUCUGAUCGAUGGUGGCAUGGACGACCUCUUGGCAACACAUUUCGCACACCUCUUUAUCCGCGACCCUCUGGUGGUAUUUUCAGAAGACAUGAAGGAGCUCGAUUUGAAUUCCACUGAUCACUUCGAGAAUCUCCAGUCGACAAAUUGGCAGCAUAUGCGAUUUAAGCCCCCGCCACCCGAUAAGGACAUUGGCUGGCGAGUCGAGUUCCGAUCGAUGGAGAUCCAAAUAACGGACUUCGAAAAUGCUGCCUUCAGCAUCUUCAUAGUUCUCAUUACUCGCGUCAUUCUCAGCUUCGACCUUAAUUUCUAUAUUCCUAUUCAGCGUACAACAGAGAAUAUGGAGACCGCCCACGCACGUAACGCUGUGCUUGACCGGAAGUUCUAUUUCCGCAAGGAUCCAUUCCAUCACCGUGUACCAAGGUAUAACAGCAAUGGUAGCUCUGCUGCUACCCCGGCUGGGGGCUCUGCCGUCAGUACGCCACCCCCAUCUCCACCUCUCGGUCCUGUUGAGUCUGAGUACGAGCUCAUGACCAUCUCCGACAUCAUCAACGGGUCGGAAGAUGGCACAUUCCCGGGUCUUAUUCCUCUGGUUGAGUCGUACCUGAACAGCGUCAAUGUGGAUGUCGAGACGCGGUGUGCCCUAGCACGAUACCUUGACUUUAUCCGAAAGCGCGCCGACGGUACUCUUUGGACUGGUGCUCGCUGGAUUCGGGAGUUCGUUGCGACGCAUCCUGAAUACAAACAUGACAGCGCAGUCUCCGAGAAGAUCUGUUACGAUCUUGUCGAAGCGGUUAAGGAAAUGACGUAUAAAGAAGGCGAAAAUGGAACUGUUGGGUGGGAGAUGCUGAGCGGUCGAAAACCGUGACUUGGACACAUCUCACGACACAUGCCUUCAUUUUUCAGUUAAAAUCAUACUAUAGAAGGCGAUUGGCAACUGCUUGGAUAUGUCACUUUUAUGAUACUAGCGCAUUUACACAUAUUG